AUGGAUGAGUUGGCCGAGGCGAUAGUCGCUUACAAAAUCGCUUUUAGUGACUGGCGGAAUAUUCGUUUCAGUGCGGAAGGCGUGAAUAAAGAUAAGAAGGAACUCUGCAUAUGUACUCCAGAGAUAAUCCUUCCGAGUUGUCGCUGGCGUGUCUGUACUUACAAGCGUGAUGCUCCCGCAGUGAUUCAAAACCUGAAGACGAAUUAUCAACGUUAUCUCGAAUUGAAGCAUGAACUAUCCGAACUUCGAAACUACGAAACCACUUCAUCAAUUCAAAAGCUUCGUUGUGAAACCAAAACGUCAAUAAAUACUUGGAUCAAGCAGCCUCAAUCAAAGGAAAAACAGAACGAACUAGAGCAGUUGUUUGUUGUUUCUGUCUACACGGAAGAUCUCAUGAGAAAAGUGUUCGAGGAUACCGCCAGUUGCGAGAUGAACUCAGAUCCGGAAUUCUUAUAUCAGAAGUUCAUCAGUGUCAUCGAAAUAAUGGGAAAUCAGGAUUUGCUAGAAUUGUGGAGAAUCGACUGCUCCGAAAUCAUUGAUGGAAAUCUUCACGAAGACAUUAACCAAGAAAUGCUUGAAUGUGAGAAAGUGGCGAAUUGGGCACAACGAUCAUGCCGCAAAAUUGAUUAUAUGUUCGCCGAGGGCAAGACGUUGACAGCCAAUUGUAAUAAAAUGUUUAAAAAAGCCAUUGAUGAUGUGGAUUACAACUCCCUAGUUGCUGCCUAUGAAAAAAUGAAAGAAUCGUAUUCCCUUACAAAUCGGAUUCUAGUAUGCGCUGUACCAAUCUGCUUUCAACUAGAGGAGCUCAAUGAGAAUUCAUAUUUCAUUCAAACCAAGGCCAAACUCUAUUGGACUUACGCACUCGAUCCCCGAAGAACUGUACGAAGAAUGAAAUACAUCGCCCAGAAGUCCCACAGAAUUUGCUUGCCCUUCAGAGAUACUAUUCUUCCUCUGUGGGCUGCAAAGAAAUCCGAGCUGCUUCGAAAUAGAAAAGAUGAAUGGGACAACGGCAGUUUUAAGGAGUUUGUGUCGAAAAUGCAACAAGUUCUUUGGACUUUGAAGGAUAUCAAUGACAAUCGUCAUUUUGUAUCGGACAUGGACGACAUCAAUGAUGUGGUGAUGUCAAAACACUUUGAGGAGCUGAUCACCCAAGCUUGUGAACCUGAUGAAGAGCUACCAUACAUUAAACCCCGUACUGUAUCAUUGGAAGAAAAAUUUGAGAAGAGGCAACAACAAUACCUCCGGAAAUUCAAAAAAGCUGCAAAAGGAAAACGACAGCCCGAGAAUUUAGCAGAGGAAGUGGAAGCCUUAGCUAUAAUUGCGCACUUCCAGAAUCUGCGUGAUGAAAACGGAAAAAGAGAGCAAGGAUGGCCUAUGAACUUUGAAAAUGCUCAGAAAAAUUUGCGUGAAAAAGAAGAAGAGUUGAAAUUAUAUAUGGAUUCAUUAAAAGGCAAUACCAUUCCCUUGAAUCUUUUCGAUCAAGGAAACCGCCCAUUCGAGGGCGUGAUCAAGCCAAGGCGCGCACAAGAAUGUGAAAAAAGCACAACACUCUAUGAGGAGUUGCUGGCAGCAGCGAUUAACGACAAGAAUUGUUCAGCGUAUCAGGAAUUAAGCGACGAGCAAAUGAUUGCUUUAAUUGAAACAAAUGGAGUGAAUGGUGUGAAUGCUUUAAACGCAGAAGCAGAGAAUGCUCCUCUUGAUGAUGCUAAUGAUGCCAACAAGAAGAAAGAAGGAUUCAAAGUUGGAGAUAUGACUGUGGCGACCGCACCAGAACCUCAACCCGAAAGUGUUCAAGACAAAAACGAAAAACCAGAUGGAGAGCCAGAAGCCAAAAAACCAAGACUUGAAACUAACACCGUGGUUGACAUCAGCGUGGCUAACUCUGAGAGCACUCUUCGUGGCAGUACUAACUCUAUUUUCCCAAACAUGCCGUUUUUCCCAACUGUCUUUGAUGAUGAGAACGAUUUUGCAAUUCCGCGACUGCCAGAAAUCAAUUUGAAGAGAAAGAAAGUUUUGAAGAAAAAGAGAAGUACGAAGAGAAAGAGAGAUUUGAAUGAGAAGAAAGACAAAAUGAAUGAUCUUCCCAAACCUGCAAGCAUUAAUCACAACAUUCAAGCCGGAUACAAUGCUGCUCUCAGAAAUCUCAUCUAUCCAGAUGGACUAAUUGAUGCAGACGGUUUUGCUAUCCCUGCUUUACCUUCGGAAUCGAAAACUCCAAGUGGAUGUAAAAUCAGAAUCAAAAUUAACAGAGACAAUGACAUCAUCGAAUAUGAAAAUGUUAAAAGUAUGAGGUUCGGGGUAAUUUCAUUUUGGCAAAAAUAUGUUCCAGAAAACGAUGGGCAGGUGCUUGAAAUAAAGGAGACAGACACUUCUUUCAAUGGGGAUCUAGAUCAGAAACUAUUCGCUCCUAUCACCAACGCAACAUAUGAGAACCUUGAGCCUGUUUCUCCAGUUCAAGUCCCGCAGCCAGAACCUAAUGUCUCCUGGAUUGAUGAUAAUUCCCAAUAUCCAAAAGAUACUCUCAGUGAAAAUGGCACUGAUGAAGUUUACGUUCCUGAUAGCGAUACUCCAGAAGGUCUUGGAGUCUUGCAUCCAAUGCCCAAUCAAACAGAGAUUCAUUGUGAAAACAACGAUAUCGACAAAGAAAACGAACACAACGGUCCCUACAUUCAAUACCACUUCGACACAGAAGAGUAA
Messenger RNA from Caenorhabditis briggsae, 2697 nucleotides. Lineage: Eukaryota; Metazoa; Nematoda; Chromadorea; Rhabditida; Rhabditidae. The record is from RefSeq and is a predicted model, not a curated record. The coding region runs from base 1 to 2697 and encodes 898 amino acids. The transcript has 13 exons.